AUGUCGUUAUUUUGUCCAUUAUGCCAUAGCAUUUUAUAUUUUGAGUCAAAGGAGUACAACAACUCAAGUUUCUCGUGUUUAAGGUGUUCUUAUAACCUGCCGGUAACUAAAAACUACUACAAGGAGACAGUUUGUACUAAUGUGAAGGAGGCUGGGAAAACACUCUUUGAAGCCAAUGAAUUCCAACAUGCUCCUAGGAUUCCAGCUGUUUGUCCUUCUUGCAACAACAAAGAGGCCUACUUCAUGAGUAUUCAAACGAGAUCCGCUGACGAGCCAAUGACUCAGUUCUUUGUGUGCACAGGAUGCCUAAAAAGAUGGAAAGAAUAA
Theileria annulata is the source of this 327-nucleotide messenger RNA. RefSeq names its product RNA polymerase small subunit, putative. Gene Ontology annotation, molecular function: nucleic acid binding; DNA-directed RNA polymerase activity; zinc ion binding. Bases 1 to 327 code for a protein of 108 amino acids. The record is from RefSeq and is a predicted model, not a curated record. The transcript has 2 exons. Gene Ontology annotation, cellular component: RNA polymerase III complex. Gene Ontology annotation, biological process: DNA-templated transcription; termination of RNA polymerase III transcription. NCBI's taxonomy places the organism in Eukaryota, Apicomplexa, Aconoidasida, Piroplasmida, Theileriidae.